Schizosaccharomyces octosporus yFS286 is the source of this 3726-nucleotide messenger RNA. Its product is annotated as RNA-binding protein. Lineage: Eukaryota; Fungi; Ascomycota; Schizosaccharomycetes; Schizosaccharomycetales; Schizosaccharomycetaceae. Gene Ontology annotation, biological process: mRNA 3'-end processing. Gene Ontology annotation, cellular component: mRNA cleavage and polyadenylation specificity factor complex. The record is from RefSeq and is a predicted model, not a curated record. The transcript is spliced from 2 exons. Gene Ontology annotation, molecular function: mRNA binding. The coding region runs from base 50 to 1240 and encodes 396 amino acids.
GCUUCCUCUUGGACACUGACAGAAUCCUUACGCUCUACCACUUAUUACCAUGAAUCCAUCAUGCGUGGUUUACGUGGGUAAUAUUCCUUAUGAAAUGGCUGAAGAACAGGUCACUGAUAUAUUUAGACAAAGUGGCCCUGUAAAGUCUUUUCAUCUUAUCAUUGACCCAGAAUCUGGACAGCCUAAAGGCUAUGGUUUUUGCGAAUAUCAUGACACAGCUACUGCAGCAUCUGCAGUGCGGAAUCUAAACAAUUAUGAUGCAGGCACGAGACGAUUACGAGUUGACUUUCCCACAGCAGACCAAAUUCGCCGUUUAGACAAAUUGGUCGCACCUCCGUCGUAUGGACAAUAUUCACAACCUUAUUCUAUGCCUAGCUACGGUUAUAAUCCCUCUUAUAGUUCAUACCCACCGGCUAAUCCCAACUAUGGUUAUUCUCCUUACCCACCAGCUCCAAAUUACUAUCGAGGAACUCCAUCUCAGUCUACCGGAGCGUUUGGUAACGAAGACAUAUAUCGCACAUUAACACAAUUAGCACCUAAUGAAUUAGAUUAUAUGUUGUCUGCUGUCAAAGCUUUAUGUUUGGAAGCGCCUGCUCAAGCGGAACAGUUGCUUGCUGCUAAUCCCCAGCUUAGUUAUGCUGUGUUUCAAUCUAUGGUUAUGAAACAAUACAUUCCUGAAUCAUCCAUAGGCGAUUUGCUAGUACCUCCUACUAGCGCUAAUCCGCCUCCUACAGAUAUGGCCGCUCGCAAUUUUGACAGUCCUCUAGUUGCUCCUGCAUCUGGCUCUCCAUAUGGUUCAAUGCCUCCACGUUCGUCAGAACCUUUCGCAAGACCUUAUUCUUCACAUAUGGGACCAUAUGUUAAACAACCUAGCCCAUACGUUGGGGUGCCACCUGUACCAGCUGUGAACUCUAGAGGCUCUACGCCAGCAUCUGUCCCCUUGUCUCCGAUGCGUGGGUAUGCUUUUCCAGCCAAUACCGCUGCACAUCCUCCUACUGUAGUUGGUAAUGGUAUACGACACAUGUCUACUUCAGCUCCUGCAGUAACUGCACGAAGCCCUUCUAUUCCGGUAUCAAACGCUACAAGUCAGAGUACCGCUACUGCUACACAUGAUGAAGAAGCUACUAAAGCCGCUUUAAUAGCACAGCUAAUGGCUUUAACGGAUGAACAAAUUAGCGUAUUACCUCAGGAACAAAAAGAAAAGAUUAUUGAAAUUAGAAAGGCGGUAUCUGGAAAAUGAGCUAGGGGAUAAGAGAAAGAAUGAAAAAUUAGACCGACAUUCAAAGUUAGAGUUGUUUCCGAUGGAUUUUGAAGGACAAAAAUAUUAACAAAAUACGAAGAUAAAUAUCACUUUUUGAGAAACAACAGUUUAAUUUUUGCGCGUAUCGUAAACAUAGACAGGACUCUUGUUAGGUCCAGGAACAGCACCUCUAACUAGAAUGCAAUUGAGAUCAAGAUCUACAUCCCAGAUCAAAGCAUGUUCGAUUGUUGAGCUUUUAUGACCCAUACGACCUGCCAUUUUACGGCCUGGAAGAACACGUCCAGGAGUGGUGUUUUGGCCUGUUGAGCCGGGAGUACGAUGAGACAAGGAAGCACCGUGAGAAGCGUUUCCUCCUGCAAAUCCCCAUCGUUUCAUGACACCAGCAAACCCUUUACCUUUUGUAACUCCCUUAAUGUCAACAUGUUGUUUUGGUUGAAAAUAAUCCGCGUUAAUUACGGUGCCAGAAGGAAUCAGUCCUGAUUCAUCACGAACUUGAAAUUCUUUGAUGUGCAUCUUGGGAAAAACACCACUAGCGAAGAAUUGUCCCUGGUCAGCUUUUGAAAGAGCGUGAGGCUUUCUUAUACCAGCGCCCAUUUGAACAGCAUAAUAACCAUUCUUUUCCUUUGUGCGAUUUCCUAUAGCUUGGACUCGAUCAAAUUGUAAAAUUGUCAAAGGGAUCCACUUUCCCGUUUCAUUGUCCCAUGCACUAGUCAUUCCUUUCUUAAGUAAAAUCACACCCGUCCUUGGGUGCAAAUGGCGUCUUGCAUGUGAUGCUUCUGGUGAAUCUUGUAUAAUUCGUUUAGAGACUGCAGUAGCAGUUUGUGCAUACCCACGCAAUUGUAUUGGGCGAAAGUAUAAACUUGGGCGGUGAAAAAUGGAUGCAAAAUUCAUGAUUUCUUUAAGAAACCGUGUUGGAAAGAAAGGGUGGUUUCUACAGAUUAACUUUCAAUGUGAGUGCGUUCACUAAUGUUUCCAGGAGUGCGGUAAAUCCAUUACCGUAUUCGACCAUUGUUCACUAAGCCCUUAAAUUCAAAGAAAGUAAGUAAAAAACGAAAUACAAGAGGAUGAAUAAGUUGAUGGAUGGUGUUUGAUUUUUUGUUUGAAGUAUGUAUUGGAAACGAAGGAAGAUAUACUUGGGUAUAGGAACUCUUAAAGGAGUCGAUAUUCGGAUCAUGGUUGAUCGUAGAAAACGUUAUAGAUAUAUGUUUGAGGUCAUUUUUUCCGGAUAUAUGUGUUGAGAUCUUAGAAAAAUCAACAAAUAAAUGUACUAGGUUUACAAGGGUGAAUAUCAGCACCAAACAUUGUCAAGAACAAUCUGUCGUAAGCAAGAUUUAUUUGGGUUUGGAUAUCGUAUUUGUGUUCAAGAUCACAUUUUGGUCAUAUGCUGCUAGGUAUACAACUAUGCACGACCAAUAAUAGAACGACAAUAAAGGGAAAGGAGGAUGAGAGUCGUGAUUAUUAAAAAUAGGGAGAGAACAACUUCGUAUACUGGAAACCGAAAGAAUGUACCACCCAAGAAGCAAUUGUUCAUAAAUCGUCAACAAAUAAAACAUUCCAUGAUAGAUUAAUCAUCUCCAGCAGGAAUUUCUUCCUUCAAAAUCUGUUUCAGAUGAACCUUUAGAUUCGUGUGCUCGUCUCCUCGUAAAAUAUCAUGAACAAAAUAUGCGUCAACGUCCAUUUGUACCUUUUUCCUGUUAGCUUUCUAAAACAAAUGUAUAAACUAGAAUCAGAAUAAAUGAUAACAAGAUGUCUGCCACCUCUCAUCGACAGAGACCUUCUUAUGUUCCCUUACCAUUUCUAGAGUACCACGAAGAACUCCACACAAGAUAUUAGAGUACCAUAAUUUGGAGCGAGCUUCAACAGGUAACUCUACAAACUCUGCUAAUGGAUUGUCAUCUAGAGUGAGCGUGAACGUCUUAUCCUCUUCCGACCAGUCGCUUAUCACGGGCGUCACGUUCAAGAACAUUUUAAAUCCCACCUUAGCUAUCGUGUCGGCAGUCUCCCGAAGGUCUACACAUCGUUGCCAUUCCGUUCUAGCCAGGAAAUCCUCAAUGAGCCGAAUUCCAAUGUUGUACCCCCUUGUCAGCAAUGUUAGUCUUGGCACGCGUAAUAGAAAGAGAUUCUUACAUUUUUUCUAAUUCCUCAUUUACUUGUUCGUAGCUCAUGUCUCGGCACAUCUGAGCGACGAUAGAGCCAUAGGUUAAUACGAAUAGUUCGGCAUUCUACCUUCAUUAGUUUUCGUUGAAGCAGUCAUUGUUCGUUGGAUGCAUACCACUUUUUCUACCCUUUUGUAAACAUCCUCUCCUACUUUGGAUUUUGACAUGGCAAUUGCUGUUUUGUUUACACUUUUCUGUCGAUUUGGUCGUCGUUAACUACGCUGUACGUGUGAAAGGACAACCCUACCCUACAUGUGUGACCAUUAAAAUUUUUUUCAUAAAUGCUUUGGUUAUGGUAGAGAAACUACU